Messenger RNA from Babesia bovis T2Bo, 2485 nucleotides. RefSeq names its product RNA polymerase Rpb3/RpoA insert domain family protein. Gene Ontology annotation, biological process: DNA-templated transcription. Gene Ontology annotation, molecular function: protein dimerization activity; DNA-directed RNA polymerase activity. The transcript has a single exon. Bases 141 to 2345 code for a protein of 734 amino acids. The record is from RefSeq and is a predicted model, not a curated record. NCBI's taxonomy places the organism in Eukaryota, Apicomplexa, Aconoidasida, Piroplasmida, Babesiidae.
UUAUCUUCAGGCAACUAGUAAAUCGACCCGUUGAGCACAUGGACUAUAAAUGUCCAUGUCAAUCUUCUGUAUACCACCUAGCAGUCUUCCAAUAGUAUUGAAGCACCGGAAUAAUGAUUUUGUUGAUCUAGAAUUUGCAUAUGCAUUUGCCUGGUGUACUGGAUGAUAUUGCCUGGAGGUUGUUAUGCACUUUAGGGUUAUUUCUGGUAACAUUAUUUUUUAAAGCUGGCACAUACAUCAUAUCGCAUGAAUGGAGUAAUUUAAAGGGAUACUUCGACUUACGUUCACGGGAAUCCAGGUCAAUACCCGGGCUAGUCCUCGACAUCAAGUGUACGAUUCCAUGGAUCUACAACAUAUAUCGCAAUUCAAAAGUGGAACUUUAUUUAAGUCAACAUUACAACAAUGCAGUUUCUUAUUAUCCAGCACUAUUCAAGGCAAAAUGCCUAAUUGCUAUUCGGUACAUUGUGUGGUUACUAUUACUAACGCAAUGGAUUACCACUGGAUCCAAUGCAAUGUCUAUCCAGGCAGGUGGUACUAAGCUCGUUACUGGUAUGAAUCCCUUAAGGACUGAUCGCACAUUCCACGAAGAUGAUCAUUGUAAGGGUACUGUCAAUAUCAACCAAGGUAUCUCCAGUGGCUCACAUUGCCGAAACAAGAGAUUUCUUCCAUCCUUUCUAUCGUGUAAUACAUCUCCCGGCUUUUUUGGGUCUCUAGGAACUAAUGUGGAUCAUAUUAACUCCACACUCCACAAGGAUGCAUUGGAGCCACUAUACUCAUUAAGGGACCCUAGUUCCCAGGAGUACACUGGCGAUGAUCUGUACAACACAACGGAAGUUGGCACUAACCUUAGCGAGACUACCCACAGCAUAGGUAUACCGCAAUCCAAAUUGAAACCCAAACCAAUUCCGUUCAAUGUUGAUGCACCUUUAGAGAAUCAGCCGUUACCUCCCUGGGCUUAUGAGUUUGUCACUGGAGUGGCUGACCCCAAAGAGGAGUAUGUGCCACGACAUUACACCGAGCAGGAGAUACAAGAGCACUUUAGGAAAGUGAAUGAGGAAACCCGAAAGCGUGCGGUGACAACGAGACUCGAUGAAACCACGGGUGAACCGCCAAAAAGCUAUGGGUUCAAAUUUAAGCAAAUCCAGCCAUUACGGCAUCACAAUGGCAAGUCGUUUACUUUCUAUUACGUCCACUCAUUGCACACCAACGUGAUACCUGUUUUGCUAAACAGUUUACGCAGGGUAGCUAAACGUCAUCUUGGUGCUGGUAGGAUAACCGCGCUUAGGAUCCCAGGCAUGAAGAAUGAAUUCUACUCCAUAGUGGGCCUCCGGGAAGAUUUCUUCGACCUGUCGAGAAAUCUGACUAAAGUCAUUUUCAGAAACGUGCCUAUGACGGCAACAUUCCACAGGCCACUGAUUGGCCGAUUAAGGUUAAAGGGUCCUAUUAUUGCGGUAGCUGGCCACAUAGAGCUGGACCAGACAUUCCAGAAGGAAGGUGUUGGCUCAAGCUCCGGGUCCAAGGAUGACCGGCGGAUUGAAAUAGUUAAUAAAAACCAGUACAUAUGCGCUCUCUCUAGGGACGCAUACCUUGAUAUGGAAGUUAAGAUAGAGUACAUCGCCAACUACGUCAUGCCGGAGAAGGGCCCGGAGUCCUUGAAUAGGGACAUUACUCCAGAUGGAUUCAUCCACUUCAGCUCUAGCUGUACUCCUAUAGAAGUAUUCGCUUUUGACGGCGAUCGUCGCGGUAUUGACGAGGAGAGUACAAGCGAGAUUGUAACCCUGGAGCUGCAUACAGACGGUUCUACAACCCCAAGGUUGGCCCUGUUGAACUGUGCCACGUUCAUAGAAACGUGGUUUGAGCGUACUUAUAAGGCAUUUAGGCGCGACUGCACAAGGGACUUGGACGCACUGCAUGAGGAGAUGGCGUCGGUCAGUACUGCCGAGCGCCUCAGUCCGGAGUUGUAUAGGAACUCACCCUACAACCCUUAUAGGAAGCCUGAGGAUAAAAUGCCUGCUAAGUACAGUUGGUUCUACAGGCAUGAUGUCAAGCGUCAGUAUCCAAUAGAUCCUGAUUCUAGGUUAGCUAAACGUGAGCAGCUGGAGGAGUGGAACCGUCAUGUAGAUGAUGAAAUCGCUAAAAUGGAGAAUACGUUACCAUAUCAACCUGAUGACAGAACUGUUAAGCCAGACAGGUAUCUCUCAUUUGAGGAAACUGCUGAGAAAGCUGGCUUCAACAGUCCCAUGUGGAUAUUCCAUGAUCCCUUGGGUAAGGGCAUGUUGAGUAACAGUCCAGUAUUUGAAUUCGAUAAGGAGGAUGACCCAAUGUCAUUCCCAAUUGAAUCGUAACAUACAUACUAGGUAUAAAAUUGAUAACAAUGUAACUCAACAUUAAUCACACAGCGUUCAUUUGCGUAAGCUUUAUCAAGCCACCUUCUAGGUGUGAUGGCAUGUACUUUUGGUUGUGUGCGUAGUCAGCGGCAACGAAU